AGUUGCCCUCACGCAAAGCACACCAAUGAAUUUCUUUGUAGUUCUGGUGAUCUGUCUUUCUAUUUUGAUUUUUCUUUUUCUAUGGAAUCAGAGGUAUGCCAAAGGGAAGCUGCCACCUGGGCCCACACCUCUCCCAAUUGUUGGAAAUAUUCUCCAGAUAAAUAUUAAGAAUGUCAGCAAAUCUUUAAGCAAGCUAGCAGAAGAUUAUGGUCCUGUGUUCACUCUGUAUUUUGGCAUGAAGCCCACUGUGGUGUUGCAUGGAUAUGAAGCAGUGAAGCAAGUCCUGAUUGAUCAGAGUGAGGAAUUUUCUGGCAGAGGUAGUUUACCAGUGGCAGACCACAUCAACCAGGGAUUAGGAAUUAUUUUCAGCAAUGGAGACAGAUGGAAGCAAACUCGGCGUUUCUCCCUCAUGGUUUUGAGGAAUAUGGGGAUGGGGAAGAAGACUAUUGAACACAGAAUUCAAGAGGAAGCCUUAUGUUUGGUGGAAGCAUUAAAAAAAACUAAUGGAUCUCCAUGUGAUCCUACUUUCCUUCUGAGCUAUGCUCCCUGCAAUGUGAUCUGCUCCAUUAUAUUCCGGAAUCGUUUUGAAUACAGUGAUGAAAAUUUUAUAACCUUGGCAAAGUAUAUUCAUGAAAAUGCAGCAAUUUUUAGCAUGCCCUGGAUUGAGCUCUACAAUGCUUUCCCCUCUUUACUACAUUAUCUCCCAGGGAGUCAUAACACAUUAUUUAAAAACAUGACUGAGCAAAGGAAGUUUAUUUUGGAGAAAAUAAAGGAACACCAAGAAUCCAUGGAUCUCAAUAACCCUCAAGACUUUAUUGAUUACUUCCUGAUUAAAAUGGAAAAGGAGAAACACAAUAAACAGUCUGAAUUUACCAUGGACAACUUGAUCACCACUCUAUGGGAUGUGUUUACUGCUGGAAUAGAGACAACAAGCAUCACUCUGAGAUAUGGACUGCUGCUCCUGCUGAAGCACCCAGAGAUCACAGCUAAAGUUCAGGAAGAAAUUAACCAUGUGGUUGGCAGAAACCGGAGUCCCUGCAUGCAGGACAGAAGCCGCAUGCCCUACACAGAUGCUGUGAUCCACGAGAUCCAGAGAUACAUUGACCUUGUCCCCAACAACCUACCCCAUGCAGCAGCUCAGGACAUUAAAUUCAGAGAAUAUCUCAUUCCCAAGGGCACAACGAUAUUAACAUCUCUGACUUCUGUCCUGCACGAUGGCAAGGAGUUUCCCAACCCAGAGCAGUUUGAUCCUGGUCACUUCCUGGAUAAAAGUGGUAACUUUAAGAAGAGUGACUACUUCAUGGCUUUUUCAGCAGGAAAAAGAGUUUGUGCUGGAGAAAGCUUGGCCCGCAUGGAGCUGUUUUUACUCCUUGUCAGCAUUUUGCAGCAUUUUACCUUGAAACCUCUGGUUGAUCCGAAGAACAUUGACACUACACCACUUCUGAAAGGGUCAGGCUCUAUACCACACUUCUACGAGGUCUGUUUCAUUCCAAUAUGAAGAAAGGGCUGCUGCCAGAUUGCAAUGAGCCUCUUCAGCUCUAUCUGCACAAGCUGAUGCUCUUUGCCCGUUCUGUUAGCUAUGGUCCACCUCUCCCUAAUGUCAGGAGUGACAUUCCUGAGCCCUGUCUCUUCUGAUUUUCUUUAAGAUUCAUUUCAAGUUUUGCUUCAUGAAAUAUAGCUCACUGUUUUGCCUUCAAUAAAAUGUUUUUUGUAAUUCUAUCCUGAGAUCUUAAGCUGUAUCUCAUCUACAGUGGAAAGGUACCCUACAAAUGUCAUAUUUUGAUUUUUUAAAAAAUUAGAGUAGAAAAUUACAAUGUGUUAAAAAUAUAUAUGUAUAAUGUACUCAUCUCUUACUGCUAUUAUCUCUUCAGGGGAGUAAUCUCUUGACAGUUUGGCAUGUAUAGUUUCUGGUUUUUUUCAAUGUUCAUUAAAAUGUAAUUAUAUGUGUGGUGUAUAUGUUUUUAUAUAUGCAUACAUACACACAGGAAGAAAGCAGAAGAAGAUUGCUCCAGCUAGAGGGAAUAACAUGAGAUAAAAAUUACAUUUGCUAGUUAUUUUCAAGGCUGUCCUUUCUCUUUUCCCCUAGUUAUUAAACACAGAUCCACACAUAGAUCCAAUUACAGAGAUACAGACAUAUUAAAAGAAAAAAGAAGAAAAAUAAUAUGUAUUUAUGGUUAUAUUUGAACACAGAUAGAAAUAUGCAUAUGUGUUUCUGUGGGUAUGUGUGUAUGUAUGUAUUCUUUAUAAUAUAUCUCUGAUUUCUGACUUCUUGGUGAUAUUAGAUAACAGCAACAGAUACUUUCACAAUCUAUAUAAAUAAAUGUAUUUCAUAAUACCAUAUUUCAUGCCUAUAAUAAUCUUAAAAAUUAUCUUAGUGUUCAAGGAUAUUUAGAUUAAUUUUGUACUUUUGUUAAUAUAGAAAUGCUCCUACCUGCAUAUAUCUUUUAUUAUUCCUGUACUAUCUCUUUGGGAUAGUUUGCUAGAAGUGAAGUGUCUGCACAUAAAUGUGCAUUUUUGUUUUUCAUCAAUACUGAAGAAUAAUGCCCUAAAAAGUAUGUAUCUCUUCACUUUUCUGUCAUGACUGUAAUAGAAAGACUAUUUGACCAAACCCUUUUAUAUGCUGAGAACUGAAUUUUUGGCAGAUUUAGUAACUUUAGUUACCUUUCAUGGAUUUUUCAAGUAGGAAAUUGUAUCAUCUACAAAUAAUAUAUAAUUGCAAUGACCAGAAACUUUUUGAUAUAACAUCUAUAUUUAUGUCUGUAUUUUCUUCCUCUGUCUGGCUCAUCACAGACACACACACAGACACACAGACACACACAAACACAUGCCUAUGGACAUAUAUAUUUGUCAGCAGGGAAGAGUGUUCAAAGUUGUGAGGAUUUUUGGUGACAAGAAAGCAGAGGGUUUGGGAAAUCCAUAUUAGGAAGCCUGUUAUUUGAUGUGCUUUUACCUUUGAAGUGAUUGUUGAUUUGAAAUCAGGAGCUGAGUGUCUGAAGGGCUGGCUAUAAAAUGUCGUGUAGGAGCUUUAGAAAAAAAAAAUUUUUUUUUUGAGGUUCUGACUACUUGGAGAAAAAAAAAAAUUGGUAUCUAGAGCUUGCCAAGUAAGAAGGAUCAAGUAAAUAUUCCAACUUCACCUGAAGUCUGAAGGUUAUGAAGAUCUGCAAACAACCUUAAGAAUUAACCUGAAAUUGAAGAGUAGUUAUAAAGCUAGAGUUCAUCUUUAAGUAAUUUUAAACAUUGGUUAAAUUAUAUUGAUUCACCCCUAAACAUUUUUUGCUUGCUGGAACAUACCUUCUGCUGGAGAAAACUAAUGUCACCCAGAGCCCUAGAUUAUCAGUGCAUUAUUUGAUGUACAAUGUUUAGCAUAAUCACUAACCUAUCUGGUGGAACAAGUGACCUUCUCAGUAAAUGUAAAAAGUUUGAUAAUGGUCAACAUUUUUUUUAUGAUAUACAUUCUCUGUAAAUUGAGAAAAAUUCUGAAAAAAAGAUGUCCAAAAUCCUAGAAACUAUUUUCAUUAAUGGUGAAAUAUUGAACCCUAUAAGUUUGAAAAAAGUAAGAGUAUCCACUUUUCAUUACUUCCGUUCAAAAUUAGACUGAAAGAUGUCAGCAAAUGUGGUAUGGAGUAAUGACUUCUAAUAAUUCUCUCUGAUAUAAAACAAUGAAAGCACAAGUAAAAAUUAUCAGGUAUGCUUUUUCAGAUCUUUGGCCAUUAGCCAAGACGUGCAUCAAUCUGCAGAGUGUUUCUUCAGGAAAAUGGAUAAACCUCAGUAAUAACAGUGAGAUUUGUUAUGUUUUGCCUUAUUCCCUUCUAUCUUCCCAGCUCUGAGGUAGCCUUGAAAAGCUACAGACUAUAAUCAUGGUGAAAAGCAUCAACAAUAUGUCACCCACAAAGUGGAGGCAGUGAGUGGAGCUGGAACUCCUUCAAAACCCUGUUCCCAGAGAAUCAUUAUUAUUUGACCUGCCCAUGGUCCCUGUGGAAGACUACGUUCAGGAUUGAUCUGACUCAGAACUUUCCCAGUAUGAAUAGCCUUUCCACAGACACAUUUGUUGAAAAUAAUCAGGGGCAAUUUUUGAAUAUUGUAGAUGCCCAAAGCUAUAGAAAUCAGUACACUAACCAAAAAGCUUAAAAGGAAAAGUUUAGGAAUGAGAUAUUCAUGGAAGUCUUUGAAAACCUGAUGAAUUCCUAAGACACUUCGUGUGUGUGCAUGCCAAGUCACUUCAGUUGUGUCUGACUCUGUACAAACCUAAGGACUAUAACCAGACAGGCUCCUCUGUCUAUGGAAUUCUCCAGGCAAGGAUACUGGACUGGAUUGCCAUGCCUUCCUCCAGGGAUCUUUCUAAUCUAGGGAUUGAACCUUCAUCUCUUGUGUCUUAGGCCUUGGCAGGCAGGUUCUUUACCACUAGCAACACCUGGGAAGCCCUCCUGAGACAUUAGAAAUCUACAAAUGCUCUGAAAAGACUGGAGUAGAUCCUAAACUCUCAUCUCUGGCAAAUCUGGAGGUUCUGUGCAAGAAGGAAGUGAAGGACACAGCAGAACUAUUAAGUGUCUGGAUGCAUGUUGAAGGCAUGCUCCAAUAUAUAUAUAUAAAGUGUCUUGCAAACAGUAGGUGAUGUUUUGAUUCCUAAAACUACUAAGGAAAUAUCUGUCCAAUUAUUAGAUGAGCACUAAGCUAAUUGAGUGGUCUUUAGUGGACAUAUAUGACAAAGAAUAGAAACUUUAUGUAAGUUCCAAGGAGCUGCUAAGCAAAAAUAAACAAAGCAAACUGUUAAGCAUGUCCUCCUUAGAUCUUGAGAAUGUUACAUUUGAGAGUGUAAUAGAAGUACACUGCUGAUGGCAAAAUAGAAUGGCUUUGAGAACUGGCUACAAGGUUAAUAAAGAAAUGAAUUGAAAAAAA
Messenger RNA from Cervus elaphus (red deer), 4896 nucleotides. RefSeq names its product cytochrome P450 2C31-like. Bases 26 to 1498 code for a protein of 490 amino acids. NCBI's taxonomy places the organism in Eukaryota, Metazoa, Chordata, Mammalia, Artiodactyla, Cervidae. The record is from RefSeq and is a predicted model, not a curated record. Gene Ontology annotation, cellular component: cytoplasm; intracellular membrane-bounded organelle. Gene Ontology annotation, molecular function: oxidoreductase activity, acting on paired donors, with incorporation or reduction of molecular oxygen, reduced flavin or flavoprotein as one donor, and incorporation of one atom of oxygen; heme binding; iron ion binding. Gene Ontology annotation, biological process: xenobiotic metabolic process. The transcript is spliced from 9 exons.